Molecule: messenger RNA, 4526 nt
Organism: Myotis lucifugus (little brown bat)
Lineage: Eukaryota; Metazoa; Chordata; Mammalia; Chiroptera; Vespertilionidae
Gene: PHLPP2
Product: PH domain and leucine rich repeat protein phosphatase 2
Exons: 18
Coding region: 1-3969 (1322 amino acids)
Molecular function (GO): protein binding
Source: RefSeq, a predicted model, not a curated record
AUGAAACGCAAUGGGAGCAGAAAUUGUUUGAAUAGGAGAAGUAGGUUUGGUUCUCGAGAAAGAGACUGGCUGAGAGAAGAUGUGAAGAGAGGCUGUGUUUACCUUUAUGGAGCAGACACGACCACUGCCACUACAACCGCCACCUCCUCUGCCUCCUCCUCCUCCGCCUCCUCCUCAUCCUCCGACUUACAUCUUGUCCUUUGCACAGUAGAGACUCCAGCAUCAGAAAUAUGUGCUGGAGAGGGAAGGGAAAGUCUUUAUUUACAGUUGCAUGGAGACCUGGUCAGGAGAUUGGAACCCACCGAACGACCUCUUCAGAUAGUUUAUGAUUACUUAUCCAGGCUGGGCUAUGAUGACCCUGUGCGCAUACAGGAGGAGGCAGCAAAUCCCGACCUCGGCUGCAUGCUUCGCUUUUAUGGUGAGAAACCAUGCCAGAUGGAUCAACUGGAUCGAAUCCUUCUCUCUGGCAUCUAUAAUGUACGCAAGGGGAAGACCCAGCUGCAUAAGUGGGCUGAACGCCUAGUUGUUCUCUGUGGCACCUGCCUCAUCGUUUCCUCAGUGAAGGAUUGUCAAACUGGAAAGAUGCACAUUUUGCCUCUGGUUGGGGGAAAGGUAGAAGAAGUGAAGCGAAGGCAGUACUCCCUUGCAUUCAGCUCAGCUGGAGCCCAGGCUCAGACCUAUCAUGUCAGCUUUGAGACUUUGGCUGAGUACCAGAGAUGGCAACGGCAAGCAUCCAAGGUGGUGUCCCAGCGAAUCAGUACUGUCGACCUCUCAUGUUACAGCCUCGAGGAGGUUCCUGAGCAUCUCUUCUACAGUCAAGAUAUCACCUACCUCAACUUGCGACAUAACUUCAUGCAACUAGAAAGGCCAGGGGGCCUUGACACUCUUUACAAAUUUUCUCAUCUGAAGGGCCUGAACUUGUCCCAUAACAAACUUGGGUUGUUUCCUGUAUUGUUAUGUGAGAUUUCUACCCUGACUGAGCUAAAUCUUUCCUGUAAUGGAUUUCACGACCUGCCAAGUCAGAUUGGCAAUCUCCUAAAUCUUCAAACUCUCUGUCUUGAUGGCAACUUUCUGACUACUUUGCCUGAAGAAUUGGGAAAUCUGCAACAGCUUUCCUCCCUUGGAAUUUCCUUCAACAACUUCAGUCACAUUCCCGAGGUGUAUGAGAGACUCACCAUGUUAGACAAAGUGGUUAUGGCAGGAAAUCAACUGGAAGUCCUAAACCUAGGGGUGCUGAGCAGGAUGAGCCAUAUCAAGCACGUAGACUUGAGGAUGAACCAUUUGAAAACCGUGGUAAUUGAAAAUCUGGAGGGAAAUAAAUACAUCACCCACAUGGACUUGCGGGACAACCAACUGACUGACUUAGAUCUUAGCUCCUUCUGUAGCUUGGAGCAGCUGCAUUGUGAGCGGAACCAGCUGAGGGAGCUGACACUCAGUGGCUUCUCCCUGCGGACUCUCUACGCCAAUUCCAACAGGCUGACAGCAGUGAAUGUCUAUCCAGUACCCAGUCUUCUCACAUCUCUAGAACUUUCCAGAAACCAGCUGGAAUGUGUCCCUGACUGGGCCUGUGAAGCAAAGAAGAUAGAAGUAUUAGAUGUGAGCUAUAAUCUUCUGACAGAGGGUCCUAUGAGAAUUCUUAGCAGCCUGAGUCUUAGGAAACUGAUGGUGGGACACAAUCACGUGCAGACCCUCCCAGUGCUCGUGGAGCACAUCCCUCUGGAGGUGUUGGACAUCCAGCAUAACCUGCUCACCAGGCUGCCGGACACCCUCUUCUCCAAGGCCUUAAACCUCAGGUACUUGAAUGCAUCUGCAAAUAGUCUGGAGUCCUUGCCAUCUGCUUCUGCAGGGGAGGAGAGCCUGAGUGCCCUGCAGCUGCUCUAUCUGACCAACAACCUCCUGACAGAUCAGUGUGUGCCUGUCCUGGUCGGGCACCCACACCUGCGAAUCUUGCAUCUUGCAAACAACCAGCUACAAACUUUUCCCGCAAGCAAACUAAAUAAAUUGGAACAAUUGGAGGAACUGAACCUAAGUGGCAACAAGCUUAAAACCAUUCCCACGACCAUAGCGAACUGCAAAAGGCUGCACACCCUUGUCGCACACUCCAACAACAUCAGCAUUUUCCCAGAAAUACUGCAGUUGCCUCAGAUCCAGUUUGUAGACCUAAGUUGCAAUGACUUGACAGAAAUCCUGAUCCCAGAGGCCUUGCCUGCUACCUUACAGGACCUUGACCUGACUGGAAAUACAAACCUGGUUCUGGAACAUAAGACGCUAGACACAUUUAGCCAUAUCACAACCCUGAAAAUUGAUCAGAAACCUUUGCCAACCACGGAUCCUACAGUUACAUCAACUUUCUGGAGCCAUGGACUGGCUGAGAUGGCAGGGCAGAGGAACAAGCUGUGUGUAUCUUCGCUAGCUGUGGAUACCUUUGCGGAGGGCGUGGGAGCGGUAUACGGCAUGUUUGAUGGGGACCGGAAUGAGGAGCUUCCCCGCCUCCUGCAGUGCACGAUGGCGGACGUGCUUCUGGAGGAGGUCCAGCAGUCAUCCAGUGACACCGUUUCCAUGGCUCACACCUUCUUGGUAUCUCACAGGAAAUUAGGGAUGGCUGGUCAGAAGCUGGGCUCCUCUGCUCUUCUUUGUUACAUCCGCCCUGACACUGCCGAUUCAACAAGUAGUUUUAGCUUGACGGUGGCCAACGUGGGCACGUGCCAAGCAGUCCUGUGUCGAGGUGGGAAACCAGUGCCCCUCUCUAAAGUCUUCAGCCUGGAACAGGAUGCGGACGAGGCCCAAAGAGUGAAAGACCAAAAAGCCAUCAUAACAGAGGAUAACAAAGUGAAUGGGGUAACCUGCUGCACCCGGAUGCUGGGCUGUACAUACCUCUACCCUUGGAUCCUCCCCAAGCCCUACAUCUCUUCCACUACACUUACCAUUCAGGAUGAGUUGCUGAUUCUGGGAAACAAAGCAUUGUGGGAACACUUGUCAUAUACAGAAGCUGUCAGUGCAGUGCGUCACGUACAAGACCCAUUAGCAGCUGCCAAGAAGCUGUGCACAUUAGCCCAGAGCUACGGUUGUCAGGACAAUGUGGGGGCAAUAGUGGUUUAUUUGAACAUUGGGGAGGAAGGCUGCACUUGUGAGAUGAAUGGGCUCAGCCUCCCAGGUCCUGUGGGAUUUGCUCCGACCACCACCAUCAAGGACCCUCUCAAGCCAACCACUCCUUCCUCCAGCAGUGGGAUCGCCUCUGAGUUUAGCAGUGAGAUGUCCACGUCAGAGGUGAGCAGUGAGGUGGGAUCCACUGCUUCUGAUGAACAUAACACUGCUGGCCUGGAUGCCAGCUUGCUCCCACGGCCAGAGAGGCGCUGCAGCCUCCAUCCCACCCCCACCUCUGUGGUGUUUCAGCGCCAGCCUUCGUGUGCGACUUUCUCGAGUAACCAGUCUGACAAUGGCCUGGACAGUGACGACGACCAGCCCGUUGAAGGGGUCAUAACCAAUGGCAGCAAAGUAGAAGUGGAAGUGGAUAUCCACUGCUGUCGGGGGAGGGAGAACUCGCCCACGCUCCCAAAGAAUUCUCCCGCCCCACGUCCUGAGGAGCAUGGGAGAGGAUUGUUUUUUGGGAUCCGAAGACAGAACAGUGUGAACAGUGGCAUACUUCUGCCAAUGAGCAAGGACAAGAUGGAGCUACAGAAGUCUCCCUCCACCUCCUGUCUCUAUGGGAAGAAACUCUCCAAUGGCUCGAUUGUACCCCUGGAAGACAGCCUGAACCUCAUUGAAGUGGCCACAGAAGCACCCAAGAAGAAAACGGGCUAUUUUGCUGCCCCCACUCAGCUGGAGCCAGAGGAUCAGUUUGUUGUACCUCGUGACCUGGAAGAAGAAGUGAAGGAGCAAAUGAAGCAACACCAGGAAAGCAGGCCCGAGCCUGAGCUGAUUGAAGAGGAUCGGACCGAGCUCCCUGAGGAGUUUGACACAGCACUGUAAUCCUCCCCAGCAGCUGUGUUAGGGAAGGCUGUGUUGGGUCGGGGUGGGGGGCCCUUCCAGAGGCAUUUUGCCUCUGCAUUUCUAAACUAUAGAUGAGGGGGGUAGAACUUGGAGCCAAAAAUGGUGAGAGCUAUCAGGGUCUUCUCUGGAUAAGCUAGUAAACACCAUCAGUGUUAAGUUUCACAUUUAACCUGCACUGGGAUUCCCAGAGCUACUGGGAAGAAAGCAGAUGUUGCUCUGUAUCAGUCCUGCCACCUGCCAUUAACCCUUUCUCUCCUAGGAUAAUUUUGAGAAUUUGCCUGCCUGGGCAGGAAAGGGACUGUUUCUGUGGAGGAAAAUAACUGAAGAUGAUUCCCUUUACUGAUUGCUGCUGAUGGAUCUCUAUGACAGAGGAAUCACCUUAUAUCUCAACCUAACUGAUGGGAUGUGAUGUGACUAGUCACAUGACUUUUCAUUCUUCUCUACGAGAAUACAGCCUAUCAAAAUGAUGUUUAUUGGAAAUGUAGAACCAAUCAAACAGAUAAUUUAUGUAUGUAAUGUAACGAGAGCACUUUUCA